Molecule: messenger RNA, 2475 nt
Organism: Monodelphis domestica (gray short-tailed opossum)
Lineage: Eukaryota; Metazoa; Chordata; Mammalia; Didelphimorphia; Didelphidae
Gene: PRSS56
Product: serine protease 56
Biological process (GO): proteolysis
Molecular function (GO): serine-type endopeptidase activity
Source: RefSeq, a predicted model, not a curated record
GAGAGGCUGGCCAGGGGAGGCUGGAGAGGGCUGAGGACUGAGGGCCGCCGAACCAAGUUGGGGAACCUCUCAAGCCUCUGGGGCGCGAUGCUGCCCUGGGUGCUGGGGCUGCUGAGCCUCCUGUCCCCCUGGGGCAUAGCGGCAGCCGGGGCUGCAGCCCCAAGGCAAGAGCGCUUGGCCAGGACGACACUUCAAGCCCUGUCGGAGCAGGGCACACUCAUGCUCAAGGCUGUCCAGAGAAAGGCUUCACUGGCUGUAGAAAGGGCGGCGCUGGAAUACAGACGCAGGCUUGUGGGGUGCCAGGCUUGUGCCAACCACACCUCACCUUGCCCUGGGCUUCGGAGCCAACAGCCGCCCGUCCGACACCUUCCUGGAGCACGGAAGCCAGUGACGUGUGGCCUCCAGAGCCGCGGGACUGCCAAUGGGACGGGAGCCCGGGGCCGAAUCGUGGGGGGCAGGGCAGCCUCCCCCGGCUCCUGGCCGUGGCUGGUGCUGCUGAGGAUGAACGGGCAGCCCAUGUGCGGAGGCGUCCUGGUGGGGGACUCCUGGGUCCUCACUGCCGCUCACUGCUUUGUCAGCAGCCUUCAGAACGAGCUCCUGUGGACAGUGACCCUGAGCAGCACUCCUAGGGAUGGGCAGGAGGAGGGGAUCCCUGUUAACCGUAUUCUGCCCCACCCCAAGUUUGACCCCCAGACCUUCCAGAAUGACUUGGCCCUGGUGGAGCUGUGGGCAGCGGUGCCCCUGUCUGAGUGGGCAUGGCCCAUUUGUCUGCCCGAGGAGCCCAUAGAGCCCCCCGCGGGCACCGUCUGCUCCAUCGCUGGCUGGGGAGCCGUCUAUGAAGACGGGCCGGCGGCUAAGACUGUGAGGGAGGCCAGGGUACCCCUGCUCAGCCUGGACACGUGCCGGACGGCUCUGGGGCCGGCACUCCUCCCCAGCACCAUGCUGUGUGCUGGCUAUCUGUCGGGAGGGGUGGACUCCUGCCAGGGUGACUCUGGGGGGCCUCUGACAUGUGCCCUGGCUGGGCACCCCCUCAGGAAGGUCCUCUAUGGCAUCACCUCCUGGGGGGAUGGCUGUGGAGAGCCGGGCAAGCCUGGGGUGUACACCCGCGUGGCAGCGUUUGGGGACUGGAUCCGCCAGCAGAUGAGUGCCCCUCCUUCCAGCCGUGAGCCCAGCUGCCGCGAGUUUCUGGCUCUGGACUCCCAGGAGGACCCUUCUGCCGAGCUGGCCCACCUCUGCUCCUUCUACGAGCGCUCCUGCCCGGUGCCCGGGGGCACCAGCACCUGUGCCCGCCUGUCCCAGAAGAAGUGCCAGCUGCGCAAGAGGAGAUGCGAGCUGCGCUCGCUGGUCCAGACCCUGCUGACCCUGCUCAGAAACGCUCAGGACUUCUUCUCCCGUCACUUAGGGCUGCUCCGGCUCGCUCGAGCACUGCCUGGACUGGGCCUGGGGCUUCUCCGCCAUUCCUGGCUCCCUCCUCGAGCCCCUGGAGGAGAUGCCCCUGUACCACAGGGGAGGCAGGAUCAAGAAGUGGAAGCAGAAGGCUGCCCUGGGCUGGCUAUUCUGGGCCAAAAGCUGGCUAACCUUCGAGGAUCCUAUGCCUGGAUCCUGCAGGUGCCCCCUGAGCAGCUGGCCAUGGAUUUUCAGGAGAUCCUGGCUGACCUGGGCUCCAGGACCCAGAAGGGACUCUUCCAGGCCCAAGUCAGGGCAGUCAUGGGGGGUCGGGUAGUCGUCUUUGCCACCAUGAUCGGCCUGGAGCCUGCCACCCUCACUUACAGCCUCCCUGGUCUUCUGGCCCAGGCCUUGAGGGCCUUCAGAGCUGGGCCCCCAACAUAGUCAGAAAGGACAUGGGCCAGAUGGCCCUCUGCGACUGGGCAGGGGUCCUGGGGCCUGGCCCUACACCAAUGGAGAUAGCUGGGCAAGGAGAACAAGUGGAGGGGCGUCUCUUGGAGCUGAAGCCCCCUAAGGUGGGGCCAGGUGGCCAGAGGCCCCAGAGUCACCCUCCAGCUGAAGUUCGAUGGUGGGGGGGCUCCUCUGGCAGGUCCUUUUCCUCUGAGGAGCCUGUUGGGGCCUGAGGGGCCCGGGGCUGGCAGGGAUCAGGAUAGCGUAGUUAUUUAUCAGCAGAUCUACUGGGGAGGGGUGGGUAGAGGCGGGGUAUCACCCAGAACUAACAUUUCCAUAAUAAGAGCACCCCAAAGAGCCACCCCUGGGGGAACAGACUUGAGUGGACUUCCUCUGGAGACAGGAGGACCUUCUCUUCUGGAGGCCUGGCGGGGGGGCGCCCUGGCUGCCUCCGAUGACUCGUCUUCCCCUCUUUUCUAUUCUUUGCUCCAAGCCGUGGCUCUUUGGGGGCCAAAGUAGGGUUCUCCCGGGAAACUGAGGGGAAAACAAGUGGCGGCCACCUGGGUAAAGAAGGAAGGGCCUGGGGGUCCAGGGCCUCUUAGAGUGCUUGUCCCCCCAAUAAACGAUUGUGCGACCAUC